UUCUUUGUUUGUCAGUUAGAGUUUGACGUUUAAUGUUGGUGGUGAAAAAUUUCUAAAAAAAAAGUUUCUUAUUGCAAAAUUUUACGAUUAAUUUGCAUUUUGAUUUUAAAACUUCUAUUUGCGAAUCGCUUGUUAAAUAACGAUAUAAAAUAAAUUAGAUGGUGCAAAGAUAUUUUAUUAAUGUGUAAAACUUAUCGAAAACAAAUCUGUUGUGAUGUGAAAACCAAAAACAACUUGUAUAUUAUACGUGAAUUUCAAAAUAGAGAACUGUACAAACGACUUUACUAAUAAAUAUAUCUAAAAGAAACCCUGGAAAGAAAAUCGAUCUAUGUCUAUAAGUGGCAAAUUAUCUCCAAUCUUGGACCGUAAAUAGCAUACAAAAUCAUUACAGACAACGUGUCCACGCCCACUGAAAAAACAUAGUUAAAUGAAUGUAAAAUUCAAUGCAAAAAACUUCUUUAUUUUUGUUAUAUUUACUUGUCAAAUAACCAAAGAGGGAUUCUGCCAUAAUAUUCAAAAAUAAUAACAAAUUCGAACUGAAGUAAGACAGGAGCAUUUCCAUAUGUGCGAUCAAAGCAAACAAAAAUUUAUAAACUGUGACCGUAGUUUAAUAUUGUUAGUGACUCAACAAUUGAAACAGUAUCCGCAGAGCUUAUUCCACUACUAUUUGUGGCGCUUCUUCAGCAACAUUAAUUUUUACAAGUUUUCAGAUGGUGACGAAACUAUUGCAAGUACUUAGUACUUUAAAGUAUAGAUCGAUCUUUUUAUGGAUUGUUUUAAAACUUUGGUCACUACUUAAAAUUAAUUUGAUAUUAAGCAUUAAGCGUUAUGUUUGAUAAAAGUCAAACAGAGCAUUAUAGCUUUAAUUUUUAUUAACAUAAAUCAAAACUUCAAAGCUAAGUACAAUUACGUAAAACUAUUUUUACUUGAAAUAAAUCGAAAAUAAGUAAAUAUACAAAUGAGUGCUAGUAUGAGACCACAAGAUGGACAGGCGGGGUCGGGUACGCGCCCAAAGAUGAAUGCUUCUAGUGAAUUAUUGACAAAGGAAGAGAAUGACGUUGUCUUCAGUUUGCUGGGCAAAAAGUGUCAGACGUUGAACACAGCGGUGGUGCAGAUCUACAAAACGGAGGGUUCCGCUCACUCGCAUUGGAAGAAGAAGCAUACUGGUGUCGUGUGUUUUAUAAAAGAUAGUGCAAAACGAUCGUACUUCCUGCGCGCUUACUGUUUAAUAAAAAACGAACAGAUUUGGGAGCAUGAGUUGUACGACGCUAUGAAAAUAAUUAAAGCUCGACCUUUUCUUCUCACCUUCGAAGGUCAGGAUGGACACGUGGGUCUGAAUUUUGUUUCGGAGGAGGAGUGCGAUUCAUUUUACAGGGCUGUGGAUACAACAAUUGAAACAAGAAAUAGAAAGAAAUUAGAAAAACGGAAUCGUGCUAAAGCGCAAGUGGCCCCAAACAUUCCCCCUCCAGUAAAUAGGGACCCAGCGCGGCCAACGCCUGCAAUCAAUCAAACCACAACAGAUUCCAGCGUACAAUUGCGAAACCAUCCUCAAAAAAUUAAUUCGGUUACACUUACUCCCGGUCCCAACCUGGUGGCACCAUCAAAGAAUUUUCUCAGCAGUAGUUUUGGUCUCUCGGGUUCAUCCGGCAAGGACAAAAAGAGGAAAGUUACAAAGGCGGAUAUAAGUACACCGACAAAUUUUAUACACAUCAGUCACCUGGGUUGGGAUGCAGACAAGGGUUUCGAUAUAACGGGCAAUGAGAAUGACGAAGUACUCACAAGCUUCUUUGCGAAAGCUGGUGUAUCCGAGAAUGAGCUGAAAGAUCGGGACACACGUGCUUUCAUUUACGACUUCAUUCAGAGCAAUAACGUGUUAGCAUCGGUGAAAUCGGAGCGCGUUGAAUCACCAAAGACUACUGCACCCCCAGCGCCCCCACCUGUGCCAAGUCGUCAUCAGCAUCACCAAAACGGUUCAACUGUAAGCCAAAGAACAGCACCACCACCACCGCCUCCGGCAAGGCAACCACCUCCACCGGUGCCCACAACAGUGCCAGGUGCGACACGUGCACCAGCGCCACCUACUAGACCGCCACCCAUUAACGUUGCUCCACCACCACCAGCACCACCUCAACCUAUAGUGACUGCACCAGCCGCAGCACCACCGCCACCGCCUCCGCCACCACCUCCACCACCGGCAAUUGCUGAAACACCAUUAACAAAUACGACUGAUUCACCGGCGGUUGAAACAAAGCGACCAACAGCACAAUUGCCAGUUGUACCAGACGUUCGCAAUGCACUCAUGGAGAGCAUACGUAAAGGCAAAACAUUAAAGAAAGUUGAUACGGCUGCACUCAGUACAGGCAGUGGAGAUUCGCAUAGCGAUCUUAUGUCUGAAAUUCGCGGCGGAUUUGAAUUGAAGCCAUCGCAUGAUCGUACGCCAGCUAAUCGCAAUAGCGACGACGCCACAGACCCCGCUGGAAGCGAUGCUCUGGCCGUCGCCUUGAGACGAGCGUUGCUUGAGCGCGAACGCGUUAUGCAGCCAUCAGAUGAUGAAAACGACGAUUCGUCUGGUAAUGACGAUGAGUGGGAGGAUUAAAUGCUGAAUUAAAUAAGUUAUUUGCAACAGAGUUGUGAUGUAAGCAUCUGUACGUUAACAAUGAUUCAAUGCAAACGAAUGCAUUAUAAAGUCAAGUAUUUAAUUGAUAUUUCGUUGACUAAUUAAAUUCUAUCUAAUCUAAUCUAUGUAUAUAUCUGUUAUAGCGAUCUACAAUAUUCAUAUAUACGAGUAUAUCUACAUAUUUUUAUUAUUUAAUUAUUGGUUUCUUGAAAAUGGUGAGGCAAACAGAAAUCGUAUAUUCAAUAAAGGAAAUGACUAGAACUAAGUUGGACUUACAUAAAUAAAAAUUGAGAAAUUUUUCCAAUUCUAAUUUCUUGUAAUCAUCAUUGGGUUUAUAAACAUUAAUGGUUGGCAUUGCUAUAGCGCGGAGGCAUAUUCUUCUUAUGUGAAUGAUUUAUAUACAAUUGCUAGAUAUCUGUUAUCUUUAAUUACUUAUUGACAGACAGUAUACUUACAUACAUAGUACAGAUGUAAAUUGCAUAUCCCUGCUCAAUGAAAAUAAAAAUUUCUUACUCCUAAGUAGCUAAUAUUACUAUAAAGAUAUAUCUAUUUAAGCAGUGUUUUUGGUACCAGAGAUAUCCAAAACAAGUGAUAGAAUUAGGGAAUGUUUCAUAUGGGAGUGAAACAAAGUUAAAGCCGUAUUACAUAACAAAAAACCACUGUCGAUUUGAAAGCUAUGAACAUUUGUACAAAAAUAAAAAAUGUAAAUGAAUAUUAGAAAAUUUGUAAUCGAAUCUGAUAAAUGGUAAACCCGUUGUGGUGGUGAAUGCAAGCAUUGUAGGUUAGCGAGACGCAUUUUUAGAAAUUUUACAAUUGGAAAAAAUAUAUUACAAUGCUAAGGAUGGUCACAUUAAAAGUAGACAGUUUUUAGUCUCUGAAUUCAUAGAACUGGUAAUUCAAUAUUUGUCAUCCUAAUUCCGAAAAAAGAUGUACAUAUAUACAAAUCUGUACUUCUGCAGUAUAAAAAGUGUUAAGAAACCGAAAAAGGGAAAAAAUUUAAAAACAUCAUUACAGCUAGUUAAAACAUUUAAGUUUCUUAUUUUCAACUUUACAUGAACUACAGUUUUCAAUUAUUAUGAUAUACAUAUAUAUGUUUGACUGCAUUGCUUGGUUUCGUUAUGCUUCUAAAAGUUGACAUAUCCGAAAGCACAGCUUUGAGUGAAUGACCAAUCAAAAAUAAUUUGGUUUAAUACUGUUUUCUGCCGCUUUUUAUGAUGACUUAUUGUGACGGUUCAGAAGUUCAUCGGAGUUAUUUGAUAUUUGAUUAUUUGUAAAAACAAAGAAAUUAUUGACAUUUAAAAUUUUUAUUUCAAAUACUACAUAUUUUUAUAAAAUACAUAUAUGUACAUAAGUUGUUGGUGUGCCAAAAGAUUGUUCAUAGAUUUUUAAAAGUUAUUAACGUGUGUAUAAAAUGUACAAGUUAAUUAAAAUAUGAAGUAAAGUCAAAACAGUUGAGAAGUUAAUUAAUCAGCGUCUUCGAAGAUUUCAAAUAAAAAAAAAAUAGUUUAUAAGUUUAAAUGACAUUUGCCGUAAUUCUAAAUUCCGAUUAACUAACUUUUGAAAAUUUUAAAACGUGCCUAUUUACACAAUUAAAAAAUAAGAUAUUUAUAUUUUGUAAUUUUAACACAUUUUAAAUAUUUAUAUUUUUAUUUGUAAUUAUUUUUCAAUCAAUAUCAGCAAAGGAAUUGUGAACUUCAUUAAAACUGACCAGAAUAUAACUGAACUAAUAUUAAUAUACCUUAAGUGAUAUUAACAAAUAUAAAGCAAAAAUUAUUAUACUAGCUAUAAUGAUGCACCCGGUAUACAACACAACAAAAAAGAAAUAACAAAAACAAAA
This is a messenger RNA of Zeugodacus cucurbitae (melon fly), 4454 nucleotides long. It is a transcript of the gene WASp, whose product is annotated as actin nucleation-promoting factor WASL. Lineage: Eukaryota; Metazoa; Arthropoda; Insecta; Diptera; Tephritidae. Gene Ontology annotation, molecular function: actin binding. Bases 959 to 2596 code for a protein of 545 amino acids. Gene Ontology annotation, biological process: actin filament organization. The transcript has 8 exons. The record is from RefSeq and is a predicted model, not a curated record.